GAUCUGACAGCCUGCGCGCGUCUAUGACAGAGUUUCGCCAUUUUGAACACAAACAUAUGAGCGAUUUUUACUUUCCGAUCUUCCUUUCCCUCGCCCUGCGCGUGAGCGGCCGAGAUAACUCUGCGUAGUGAUUAAGAGCAGACUAAUUUUUAAAAAACUAAUUUAUCGAUAAGAGGGAGCUGAAAAGCAACUUCAGUGAGGACGAUGGCUCGCGUUCUGGGCAGAUAGUUGAGAGGAAAACGGUCUCGUGGCAGCUGCGGGGUUUCACGGAGCGCGCGCGGGGCAGUAGCAGCAGCAGCCCGUCUGAAGACACUCACAGCGGGGUGUCAGUCCGUCUGAGGCGUGUAUUCGAGGAAGGCCUGGUGGGAAGUGGACCUCAUGCAGAUUAAUGCUAGGUCAUUCUGUGCUGUCUGCAUUCUGCCACUCAAAUGCCUGUCUGCCUGUGGAGGAGGUGUAACUAAGGAUUCACACGUUUCAUCAGCUGGCCUGGGCUUCCUGCUGCAGCAGCCACUGCCGCCAUCAUGUUCUGGAAGUUUGACCUGAACAACACCUCCCAUAUCGACCAGCUGCUGGAUCGAGAGGGAGUGACUCUGAGAGAGUUGAUGGAAGAGGAGGAUGUCCUGCAGGAGUGCAAAGCACAGAACCGCAAGCUCCUCCUCUUCCUCUCCAAGGACCACUGUAUGCAGGAGCUGGUCACAUUUAUUACGGAGGAGCCCCCUGCUGACCUGGAGGAGAAAACUCGCUUCAAGUUUCCAAACGUAGCCUGUGAGCUCCUGACCUCUGAUGUGGCUCUUAUCAAUGAUAAGCUGGGUGGAGAUGAAUCCCUUUUGGAGAAGCUCUACCACUUUCUGGAGCAAGAGCCGCCCCUUAACCCCCUGCUGGCGUCCUUCUUCAGCAAAACCAUCGGCAACUUGAUUGCACGUAAAACAGACCAGGUAAUCUCUUUCCUAAGGAAAAAACACAACUUUAUCAGUCUGGUGCUGAAUCACAUUGAUGCCUCGGCCAUGAUGGACCUUUUGCUGCGCCUCAUCAGCUGUGUAGAGCCUGCCCCCCUGAGGAUGGAGGUCCUUAAUUGGCUGAAUGAGGAGAGACUCAUCCAGAGACUCACAGAGCUCAUGCACACAGGGAGAGAUGAAGAGAGACAAUCUAAUGCAUCCCAGACUCUUUGUGACAUUAUUCGACUUAGUCGAGACCAGGCCAAUCAGCUGUCUGAGGUCACCGAACCAGACCCCUUACUCGCUGUCCUGGAGUCACAAGAGAAUGUGGCAGAGCUUUUGAAGAACAUGUUUGAAGGGGAAAGGACUGAAGCGUCUGUCGUCAAUGGAACGCAAGUGCUUCUUACGUUACUGGAGUCACGAAGGUCAGGGCUGGAGGGUCUGAUGGACCUCUAUUCUCAGGGAUGUGAAAGGUCUUACACUGUCAACAGCAGUAUUUUACGUGCUAUUGAGCCUCAUCUAAAGGACUUCCAGCAGCUCCUGCUGAACCCUCCUACGAGAAGUGCAAUACUCACUACAGUGGGCGUUCUGGAGCAGCCCCUGGGGAGCGCCCGCCUUCAUGUGGCCAGACUGGUGGCUUCUCUGCUGCAGACUUGCGACCUCAGCAUCUGCCAAGAGAUCUGCAGACUCAACACCAUGGACCUGCUGUUGGAUUUAUUCUUUAAAUACACCUGGAAUAAUUUCUUGCACUUGCAAGUGGAGCUGUGUGUGGCAUCCAUUCUGAACCACUCUCCCUACGUGGACCUCCAGAACCCAGGUCUGCAGAACCACGAGGAGAGACCAGCUACAGGCACAGGCAGCCAAGCGGAGGAGGGAACACCUGGCCAGAACAGCACCUCUGACCCAGCAAACACGCCCAUUAAAGAUGCUCUUGUUGCCAAUCUCUUCCUGCAUUGCCAGUUGGUGCAAAGGAUUCUGGAUGCUUGGGAGGAAAAUGACAAAAAUCAGGUUGAAGGAGGAAGGCGAAGGGGAAACAUGGGUCACCUGACAAGAAUUGCAAACACUGUGGUUCAAAACCUGGAGAAAGGGCUGGCUCACUCUCAAAUGAAUGACCUAAUUAAAGAGCUGCCAGAAGACUGCAGAGGCCGCUGGGAGAGUUUUGUGGGUGAGACAUUGAGAGAGACCAACAGGAGAAACACGGUGGAUUUGGUGAGGAAAGUGAGCACCCAUAACUUACACUCAUCUAGUGAAGAUGAUGACAUGGAGAGCCCUUUCCCCAAUGAUCUGUCCAUCCAACAGGCGUUCUCUGAUUACCAGAUUCAGCAGAUGACCGCCAACUUUGUGGAUCAGUUUGGUUUUAAUGAUGAGGAGUUCAAUGAACAUGAUGAAAAUAUCAAUGCUGCAUUCGAUCGAAUUGCUGAAAUUAACUUCAAUAUAGAUGCAGAUGAUCAUAGUGCCAAUGCUGCAGCUUUUGAGGCAUGUUGUAAAGAAAGAAUCCAGCAGUUCGAUGACUGUGAGGAAGAGGAGGAUAUUUGGGAUGAAAAAGAAAUAAACUAUGCAACACAAAUCAAAUCUAGAUCGAGGUUCGGUGUGUCUCUUUCUUCAGAUAGUUCACCCAAGAGUGCAGUGAGAAAUGGGGGUGGAGGCUGCGGGUCGGCCUCUGAGGAAGAGGAUGUUGAGGAAGAGGCCAGUCCUCAGCAGUCUGCAGCAGCUCAGGCUCAAAAUUCAAGCUGGACGGCGAGCUUUGGUGAGAUUGAGGUGAGCUCCUCUAGCUCCUGGGGUGGCCCCCCUCAGCAGGGAGGUGAGGGUCCGCAGGACACAAGCUGGUCCUCCUUCACUGAAUUCCAGCCUUUCAGCAGCACAGAGUCCAGCCAGACUGAGGGACAAGCUCAACAAGGCCAAGAGAAGAACUCGGCUGGCAGUGGUUCGUCUACAGGAGCGUGGGAAGGAAAUCCUAGGCAAGAAGCCCCUCUGGCAGCAGACAGCAGCUCGUCUGGAGGUUCAGACAGUAAAGAGGACCCUGGAGAAAAUAAGACAGAGGGUUCCCGUAAAACACCUGCCAACCAGCCAACAGCAACCUCAAGCGAGGUGCCUACUGAAGCUCUGGAGAAGCUCAGCAUCACAGACAAUAGUGAGUCUUCAGCGUCUACAGAAGAGUCGGACGCUACCACUGUGAUGGAGACCAGGGUCGAGGCACCUGCUUCAGCUGAGAUCAUGCCCAACGGACCGGUCUGAAGGCUCUGGAUAGGAGUCCGACCCACUCUCCGCCUCUUCCAUUCUGAACCCCCAAACCUCAAUACCACUUUUGGUGUUUAAAUAAAGAAUGCUGCCAUGUUAUUGGUCCUGGAUACUGCCAAUCAGCCCAUAAUUGGAGAAGGAAGCCAGGGGCAUGUAACACAAGAAACCAGUACAGUGCUCAGAGGUGUUAGUCUUUUAAUCCUUUCAACUUUGUAUGAGAUAUGUAGCAGUGACCGUGUGAUUACAGGAUCUGUCAGGACUUCUUUUUUUUUUCUCCUUGGUUUGUGUCCCUCCCUUAAUUUUUCUGGAUUAGUAUUUUCCGCUCGCAGCCUUGGAUGGUAGAAAACAGGGAUGUGAAGGCCCUCAUUGGAAAGCGCAGACUCAUCCUUCACAGCAUAACGUCUUGAACAUCUUCACGCAAAAUUGAAAGCCUCGUUGCCUGACAACAGCCUCUGCAUCAAUUUACUGUAUGUUGAAGCACAACUGAAAUGUUCUGUAAUGCUUGACACAUUUCUGCCCUGCCAAGUUCACUUUUAGGAUUUUUUUAAACAUAUUAUCAUGACCUAAUCUCAUUAAAUCAUGUAUUUUAAUGUUCUGAAGUGCUUUGGGGCAGAAAUGUAUGACACUGUGUCCACAUCGGCACGUGUGCAGUAAUGUUUCGUCAUUUAAUUUCAAUUUGACUCAUUCUAAAACGAUACAUUAGUGGUGGAGGUGUGCCUCUGAUUUUUUUGGGGACUUUUUUUAUUGCAUGCAAAACAUUAUUUAUCAAGCAUAUACUAGCAGCUGUAUUUUCCCCAACAACUUUCUAGCUAGUUAGUCAAGACCUUCUGAUUGUAUUGAAUUACUUUUGGCCAUUCUUUUCCCCCUCGCCUCAGAUCAGCUAAACGAUUAAUCGUGGGUUUAAAGUAGAAAGCUUAAAGUAAUUGUAAUAUCCUUUGCCUUAAGUUACAAAUCCUUCAGAAUCCCUGUUAAAGGACAGAAGGGUUUCCCACAAAGCGAACAGGCUUUUUUUGUCUGUUUAAAAUUUUAGGUGGUUUCUGAAGAAAUGCCCCUCACAAUUUUAUAUGUAUCCCUGUCUAACGCAAAUGCAGGACCUGAUUUUUUUUUAUUCAAGAAGCCCCAACUCAGUAAUAUAUCACACAAGAAAUACUCCACAGGACAGUGUUAUGUAUCAUCAGUUUUUUUUUUUUUUUAAGCCAGAACUCUUGUUUAAUGCUGUCAGAAAGACUUUUCAGACUUGUGUCCGAACCCUUCGGUAGCUCUCGUUGGAAAUACCAAGAUCCACCUCUUUAAAUAUUUCAUCCUGAACGACAUGUGAUUAUUCUUUCUUCCAGGAUUUUUUUUUUUUGGCUAUCACAUUUCACGCAUCAUAUCUCUACAGGCUUACUAUGGUACCAAAUCUGUUGGAUUACAGGAUUGGGAUAUUGCAUUAUUUAUUUUGCACUUACGGAGGUGUUAGAAUGGAGACCUGCUCUCCUAUCAUGCAUUGGAACACUGUGUAUUUUUAUUUUUUCUCGCUCCUCAUGAUCUUUGGUUCUGGAGUGUAAAUCCUCCAUUGACUCUGCUUCUUAUAUCUAUAACAUGUUCAGAUAGGUUUGUUUCCAAAGCCAAAAGUAUGUUAUUUGCCUUUUGUCUUUAACUGUAAAAAAGAAAAAGAAAAAAAAAAUCUUAUUAUUAACUUUAACCAAUAUUAUUUUACAUAUUGUAGAGAUUCUAAUUUAUGUGAUCUUCAGCAACCAAAAUAUUGCUCCGUUCAAUUCUGUCCCCGUGUCUGGACUGUUUCUGUACAUUCGCAGCUUGGUUUGGAGUUUGAAGUUUUGUAUUCAUUUAUUUUCCCAAGAGAAGUCUGUUACACAGCUAUAGAUAUUUAACAGAUUAUGGUUGUAUUAUUUUCAAAAGCUGCCAAAAAUUAAUUUUAAUAAGACUGUUCCAGGUUCGAUUCUAUUACAACAGAAAGUAAUUUUGACGCGUUCAUCAGAAUGUACAAUUCAUCCAAUUACAGUUAAAGUUUAAGACAUUACUCUUGGAUGAACUUUUACAUUUUAUGUUUCUAAAGUAAAGAUUUAGAUAUUAUCCAGAUUUUAACGAUGUUAAUACAACAGUCUAUGGUUAACACGGGACAGGUGUACCCCUGUAAAAUACUUGAUUCUGAUUGGCCAAUCGCCUCUAUACAAGUACGUUCAUCCGGGUAACUAACUGAAACGGCGCACUUUCCUGUCAAACUAGACCGUAAAUGGUGCCAUCUUGUUUCUUAUCACUUGUAACGAAAAGACAAAAUUCAAGGUAAUAUAAUUUUAAUAUAUAUCUAUAUUUAAUGUUCGUGUAUUUGUGGGGUGGGUUUGGGUUACUUGUCAAGUAAUGUUAAGUUGGACCACAGUUUACGUAACGUCUUAAAUAACAGCGUUAACGUUAUUUUUUGUUUAUUAGAAACUGAAAGAGGUCGAAAUUAUUCUCUGGUAACUGACAGCAUCGAACCUGGAACAUUUUUGUACAGCUGUAACGUUACAAGCUCCCUACAGUCCUCUCCCUCGAAUAAUACAGUGACCUUGAUUGGAUUUCAUGGAUGUAAUGUAUUUUAUGCACUUGUAAAUAGUGGUUAUAUAUCUCCAUGCCAUAAUAAUGAUGCUGGAUUUGAGCAGUUGGAAGGGAAGGACACAUGCUGCAGGAUAAAUGAAUUACCAUGUUUCAGAGCACUUCAAGUUCACAACUUCCCGCUAGUCAUUCGUUUUAUUCAGACUGCUCAUUAGUAUAUUGAGACGAGUUGGUCAGAAUAUAAGGUAUUCAUUGAUGGCAUAAAGGGUAGUUCUCAUCACAUUGACAUUUGUAUAGACUGGGUCUGUACAUUAUACUGUUGCCUACAUCAGUACCUAUAUAUUUUGAUAUUUUCAGAAUGGAAUAAAUCUGUUAUUGAGAGAAA
Carassius carassius (crucian carp) is the source of this 6090-nucleotide messenger RNA. It is a transcript of the gene ppp6r2a, whose product is annotated as protein phosphatase 6, regulatory subunit 2a. Gene Ontology annotation, molecular function: protein phosphatase regulator activity; protein phosphatase binding. The coding region runs from base 522 to 3170 and encodes 882 amino acids. The transcript has 24 exons. Gene Ontology annotation, cellular component: cytosol; nucleus. NCBI's taxonomy places the organism in Eukaryota, Metazoa, Chordata, Actinopteri, Cypriniformes, Cyprinidae. The record is from RefSeq and is a predicted model, not a curated record.